AUGCCCAAGGAAAAUGUAACCGCAGAACAUCUUAAAUCCCUUAAAGUUCAAGAAGCAGAAAAUAAAAUGCAGCAUGACUUGGAUAGACUUUUAGAACUUUGCCCAAGCGAUGAAAUCGAAAAAUAUCGUGAACUUUUUCGAAAUUUUAUGACACUAUUUAAAAGAUUCCUGUUAAAAAGUGAAAAAGUUCAAUGGCAAGAAAUACGGUCUUUACCACCAGAGUACUUAAUUGACUAUAAUAGUUUCAACAAUCCCGGAAAAGACAUUAUAAAAGGAAUGCUUGAUAAAUUAGUUGUAGUAAAAUUAAAUGGUGGAUUAGGGACCACUAUGAAAUGUAUGGGUCCCAAAAGCUUAAUACCAGUUCGAAAUGGCUUGACGUUUUUAGACCUCACCAUUCAACAGAUUGAAAACUUAAACACGGAAUAUGAGACCAAUGUACCUUUAGUCUUGAUGAAUUCAUUCAAUACUAAAGAUGCAAUUGGAGAUACCUUAAAAAAGUAUCGCAAUCUAAACAUAAAAAUUUAUACAUUCAUGCAAGACAAAUAUCCUCAUAUAAAUGCAGAAAAUUUUGAGCCACUACCUAAAUCUUUUGAAAAUGACGAAUCAUUCUGGUAUCCACCGGGUCAUGGUAAUUUUUACGAAUCUUUUAGCAGAUCUGGUCUUAUUAAGAAAUUUCAGGAAGAAGGAAGGCAGUUAUGCUUUGUGUCAAACAUCGACAAUUUGGGAGCUACAGUAGAUUUUGCAAUUCUUAAUUUUAUGCUGAAUAAUUCUAAAAGCAAUGGACCUGAUUUUUUGAUGGAAGUGACACAUAAAACUCCUGCUGAUGUUAAAGGUGGUACUCUUGUUUUGCACAAUGAAAAAAUUCGACUUUUAGAAUACGCAGAGGUCCCAUAUGAGCAUCUUGACGAAUUCAAAGGUGCAAGGAAAUUUAAAUAUUUUAACACAAACAAUUUAUGGAUGAAACUUGAACCUAUUAUUAAUUUAACAACAAAUAAUGAGUUGGUAUUGGGUGUAAUUGAAAAUAAGAAGAGAAUGGCAAGUGAAAGGGGCAUUUUCGAUGUGAUUCAACUAGAGACACCUAUUGGUGCAGCUAUUCAGUCUUUCCCUGGAGCUCUGGGCGUUGCUGUACCAAGAAGUAGAUUCCUACCAGUUAAAUCCACAUCGGAUCUUUUUCUUCUUAGAAGUAAUGUGUACAUACUAAAAGAUGGUAAAAUAGUUAUGAAUCCUCAACGAUCUUUUCCUUCGGCACCUCUUGUUAGACUUGGUGACGAGCAUUUCGGUGACUAUCGAGACAUUGAUAAAAGGUUUGCAAAGAUACCGGAUUGCAUUGACCUACACCAUCUGACAGUUUCUGGAGACGUGACGUUUGGAAAAGAUGUCAGUUUCAGCGGAAAUGUCACCAUAAUUGCUAAUCACAAAGAAAGAAUUGAUAUUCCUCAAGGAUCCGAACUUCAAGGGAAAAUUGUAACCGGAUGUCUUAGAAUUGUGGAUUAUUAA
This is a messenger RNA of Argiope bruennichi, 1497 nucleotides long. Its product is annotated as UTP--glucose-1-phosphate uridylyltransferase-like. Gene Ontology annotation, molecular function: UTP:glucose-1-phosphate uridylyltransferase activity. The transcript has a single exon. The record is from RefSeq and is a predicted model, not a curated record. Gene Ontology annotation, biological process: UDP-alpha-D-glucose metabolic process; glycogen metabolic process. Bases 1 to 1497 code for a protein of 498 amino acids. Gene Ontology annotation, cellular component: cytoplasm. Lineage: Eukaryota; Metazoa; Arthropoda; Arachnida; Araneae; Araneidae.